UUGUAAAAGAAAAGAAAAAAAUUAAGAAACUUUUUUCAUUUGUUCUUUAUCUGACAUUUUGCAUAGAAAUUUGAAUGAAAAUUAAUUUUGAAGUAAAAUUGUAGCACAGACUGUAGAAAAGGCGACACUCUCUGAAUACGUCCUUCAUGCUCUGCAUUUCUGCUCAACAUUGCUAAAAAUAUCUUGGAUAAAGCAGAUGGUUAUUGUUUGUCUGUAGUCAAUGUACCCAUCCUCAUUAAUCCCUCCCAGUUGUUAAAAAAACACCACACCUUCUGACUCCACAACAACUGGUCUCAGUGGUCUCAGUCUGGACACAUAACGUAGUUAGAAUUAUGAUGCGUUAGUGUUAGCCUGGCCUGGAGCAAAGAGCCUGCUCUGUUUUGCAGUGAUUGAGGGUGAAAGCUUACAGUCUACCCCUCAAUCUAAACGUGAUUGUUGCACCCAACAUCAUAUUUAAUUAAACAUUAAAUCUGACUUUUCCAUCACAGCAUAAUGAUGUACAUCAUGUCAACUUUUGAUUUGUCAUGCUAGCAUAUGGCUGCAAAAACAGGGGCGCAAGGCAGGUGUUUACAUGGCCUUUAACACUAAAAGCUGGGCAAUCCAGGUGAACAAAUACAGCAAAAAAUGUAAGUGGUUGCCACAGCAACACAACCCUCACAAGGCAAACUCCCCAUAGCACCUACAUUUUGAUCAGACUUUGUUUUGUGUUAUAAUCAGCAUGCUGAGUUCUGAAGAUUUGAGCUGUUCCCUGUUCAACCCUUGUGUUGAGACACUAAAACUACAAACAGAUGAAGGCAGGCAGAUGAAGCAUGAUGGCAAAACAUGGGAGUCAGAUCAUCUCCUGCCUCUCCCCGCCCUCCUCUCAUCCCCAGGAAGGGCUGGGCCAAACGGUAGGUGGUGCAGAAGAGAAGCCUGGAAGUGGGAUUUCCAAAUCUUUGGCUUUCUGACUCUUCACUGGACAAGCAUGGAGAAGAAAUACAUCCCAAAUAUAAACUUAGGCGUUACAGCAGUAGCAUCUCAAGGCUUUUCUCACUGAAUAAAGAUCCACGGAACAAAGCAGCACUCCAAUCAGAUGACUCAAAAGAGGAGAAAAAAAACCCCUUCUUAAUCUCCCGAUCCCACGUUCAACAACUGGAAUGAUGCGCCUCGUCCGAGGCAAAGGUCAAAGUUGAUUUCGAGACAUGGAGGUCCUUCUGUUUUUCAUCACAAACUUACUGGCAGAUGAAACUUGAUGUCAAUAUGGGGUCAAAUAUCCCAUAAAUGUUUUACUAGCUUGACUUCUGUCAGCAUGUCAAUACAGCAUAGAUGACUUUCCCUUCAAAGAGAGAAAACUGGGAACUGGUUUGGUGUCAUGAUGUAGCUGCUGGAUGUGACUUACAUGUGGCUUUUGAUCUAAAACAGGUUGACCAAAAUCAGUAUGGAAGGGAGGUCAUCUGCUUUGAUUUGGAUAUAUAAUAACACUACGGAGGAACUGAACACUUCAUUCAGAAACAGCACAACAAGUGAAAACUAUGAAAAAUACCAGUUUUACAUGAUUGGCCUCUUCUUAUCCUGCCUGUACACUAUCCUUCUCUUUCCAAUUGGAUUUAUUGGAAACAUCCUGAUUUUGGUGGUAAACCUGACCCACAGAGAGAAGAUGACCAUUCCUGAUCUCUACUUUGUGAAUUUGGCUGUGGCUGACCUCAUCCUGGUGGCAGAUUCCCUCAUUGAGGUUUUUAACCUAAAUGAAAAAUACUACGACUACGCCAUCCUCUGCACCUUCAUGUCCCUCUUCCUCCAGAUCAACAUGUACAGCAGUAUCUUCUUCCUAACUUGGAUGAGCUUUGACAGAUACAUCGCCUUGGCCAGCUCCAUGAGCAGCUGCCCAUUGAGAACUAUGCAGCAUGCCAAGUUGAGCUGUGGUCUCAUCUGGAUGGCCUCCAUCUUUGCCACCCUUCUACCUUUCACAAUAGUACAGACUCAACACAGGGGUGAGGUGCAUUUUUGCUUCGCCAAUGUCUUUGAGAUCCAGUGGCUGGAGGUGACCAUUGGCUUUUUGCUCCCCUUCUCCAUUAUCGGUCUAUGCUACUCCCUGAUUGUUCGAAUCCUCAUGAGAGCCCAGAAGCACCGUGGGUUGUGGCCCCGGCGGCAGAAAGCUCUGCGGAUGAUUGUGGUGGUGGUUCUGGUGUUCUUCAUCUGCUGGUUACCAGAAAAUGUCUUCAUUAGCAUCCAGCUGCUGCAGGGCACAGCCAACCCAUCGAAGAGGACUGCUACCACCCUGUGGCACGACUACCCGCUCACAGGCCACAUUGUUAACCUGGCGGCAUUCUCCAACAGUUGCCUCAACCCCAUUAUCUACAGCUUUCUCGGAGAAACCUUCAGGGACAAGUUGCGUCUCUUUGUCAAGCAGAAGGCCGGUUGGUCAGUAGUGAAUCGCUUUUGCCACCACAGCCUUGAUUUACACCUCUCUGUCAGGGACAAAGUUUCAGAAGUGUGAUUGAAAUAACUAGGACAGUUUUUAAAUAAACUUACUCCAUAACAUUUUUCAUAUUCCAGUCAGAUAGUUAUUCUCUUUGGGAGUUACUCAGCUUCAUCCUGUUGCGCCUUAGAUAAUUUGCUUGCUUUAUGAACAAAAAAACCCUCUCAAGUAGGAAUAAAAAGACAAGUUUGUGUGUAUUCUUAAGAGGAUAAGCUAUGAGUGUGUUGAAGUGUUUCUUUUUGACUUAAAGUUGUUUUCCUUUCAAGAAUUGCUGUGGCAAAGAUAAAGGGAACUGAUUCUAACAACAAAGAGGGAAGCUUUUGCUCAGGAUAAGUAAAAAUAAGGGGUUGUAUGUUGCUAUCCAACAUACAAACCUCCCUGAACAUGUCCUGUACCAUCACCUGUAAGAAAUCAGAGGCACUUUCAAGGCUAUCUCAUAGAGGAAAUGUUCCAUCACACUGAAUCUAAUCAGGUUAUCUAUUUGAGCUACUGGAGCUGGAAGGGUCAUUUCAAUUACCAAAACCACAUUUCCCUUCCAGUAUAUAAAGUAAAAAUGGCCUUUAGCAAGAAGCUUACACAUGUGUACCAUGAAUCCGUGAAUUAUGAGUAUGCAGCCUUACAAACGCAGAACAGUCAAAGACACAGCAAAUAUAAUCUGUAUUGUCUAUGCGUCUGUCUUAUACAAUAUUCUAACUCUGUUUUGUUGAGCAGAAUAUCAUCAUAUAGUCAAACUUUGCCUAGAUUAUUCCAAAUAAACGUUCACAUCCCUGAUUUGUUCCCACUUUUCGAGAAAUAUCUGCCUAAACACCUUAAAACAAUGUUUUGUAUGCUCUGUUGGUUAUCACCUUUAUUUUAUUACUAUUUAUAGAAAAUUUUAAUCACUGUCACGUUUUGAGAUGACGUAACCCUUGAUGCCCUUAAUAAAUUUUGACCGCAUUG
This is a messenger RNA of Xiphophorus hellerii (green swordtail), 3397 nucleotides long. RefSeq names its product G protein-coupled estrogen receptor 1 (gene gper1). Gene Ontology annotation, biological process: G protein-coupled receptor signaling pathway; cellular response to estradiol stimulus. NCBI's taxonomy places the organism in Eukaryota, Metazoa, Chordata, Actinopteri, Cyprinodontiformes, Poeciliidae. Gene Ontology annotation, cellular component: membrane. The coding region runs from base 1418 to 2476 and encodes 352 amino acids. The transcript is spliced from 2 exons. The record is from RefSeq and is a predicted model, not a curated record. Gene Ontology annotation, molecular function: nuclear estrogen receptor activity; G protein-coupled receptor activity.